Molecule: messenger RNA, 2975 nt
Organism: Telopea speciosissima
Lineage: Eukaryota; Viridiplantae; Streptophyta; Magnoliopsida; Proteales; Proteaceae
Product: diacylglycerol kinase 1
Exons: 7
Coding region: 552-2741 (729 amino acids)
Molecular function (GO): ATP-dependent diacylglycerol kinase activity
Source: RefSeq, a predicted model, not a curated record
UUUUUGCAGUCCCUCUCUGUUCUUAAAAAGGGAGCUUGUGCUAACAAGCAUAGGGAUUGGUGGAAGAAGCUAUCAACAGACAUACUAAUGAGACACCUAUAACUGUUUCUUUUUCUUUAAAGUGAUAAGAAUUAGAAGAAGGUGUAGUUCCGAAGUCAUAAUUCCAGCAACGGGGUUGUAGCAGUUAUGCUAGUCUGCAUGCCUUAUUAUUUAUGGACUUUGCUGACCCCAUUUAGUUGGGAUAAGGCCGAGUUGAGUUAAGAUUAUUAUGGUGGACUCUAUAUUGGAUAAUGAGUGGAUUCAGCAGCAUGUAAGGGGGUGUUUGCAACUGUGAUUGAUUGUCCACUGAAAGAAUAUUUCCCAAGUUAGAUAUGAGAGUUGGAUCAAAGGGUCCUUAUAUAAAAUGCAAUAUCCAUUGGGUGGGAUGCUAUGUCUAGGAAGUGAGAUCAUAUUUUCUUUCCUUUCUUGAUUUUGGUGCCUGGUUUCUGAACAGGGGCUGCUUGGACCCUUGGGACAGAGUGACAUUGCUAUUACAAGACAUAUGUUGAAUAAUGGAUAAAAAUAAAGGAAAUUCCGGGAUGUUGCUCCCAACAUGGGGAAGCAAUGAGUCACCUGGCAUGGAAGAAUCUCGUUUCUUUGUUUUUGUUUACUUUAGUGCUGCCUUAGUCGGUAUACUGACUAUAGUCUACACCGUCUUCCAGUGGAGAAGAAACAUUAGUCUAAGCUGGAUGAAAGCCAUAGCGAGGUCAAAGAAGAACCCAAAAGCAAAGCACAAGGUUCCCCAAGCUGCCCAUACUUGGAGCUUGGAGUCUGUAUCUCGUGGAAAGAGCCUAAAUUGUUGUGUAUGUUUGAAGUCUGUAUCUCCAACUCAGGCUCUUGGGCCAAUGAUAGCUUCUGACAACUUCAUCCAUAAUUGUAGUAUUUGUGGUGCAGCAGCACACCUGAGCUGCUCUUCAAAUGCUCAAAAGGAUUGCAAAUGUGUAUCUAUGGUUGGAUAUGAGCAUGUGAUUCAUCAAUGGGCCGUACGAUGGACGGAUGCCACAGAUCAAUUUGAUGAAACUUCAUCUUGCAGUUAUUGUGAAGAGCCUUGUAGUGGGUCCUUUCUUGGGGGAUCUCCGAUUUGGUGUUGCAUGUGGUGUCAAAGGUUAGUACAUGUUGAGUGCCACACUAACAUGUCUAAUGAAACAGGUGAUGUUUGUGAUUUGGGCCUCUUUAAAAGACUGAUCUUAUCACCGCUGUUUGUCAAGGAAUUGAGCCGAACUGGUUUUUUGAGCUCAAUCACACAUGGAGCCAAUGAAUUUGCUUCUUCUGUACGUGGACGUAUCAGGAGUCAAAGUAAAAAAUACAAACAUGGAAGUGAAGCUUCUGUUGAGUCAAAUAAUAGUGGUGGUACCUGUGACUCAUCCACUGAGAGCACAGCAGAUGCUCAACAAGUUUUCAAGGGUUCACAUGAGAGUAAUGGAGCUUGUAAUGGUAAAAUGGAAACGGAGGGCCAAAAACAAGGUGCUGAAGGCAAUAAUAAGAUGGAGUUGCAGCCUGAAUACAAAAGAAGUGCAUCAUUCAAUUGGAGUGAUGAGUCUCAGAUUUUAGGGGUGAAGCAAUAUGAAGUGAUUGAUUUGCCUCCAGAUGCAAGGCCACUACUAGUUUUCAUCAACAAAAAAAGUGGGGCACAGCGAGGGAAUUCACUAAGGCAACGUUUGAACAUCCUUUUGAAUCCUGUUCAGGUCUUUGAGUUAAGUUCAACACAAGGACCAGAAUUGGGUCUUUAUUUGUUCAGACGAGUUCCCCAUUUUAGAAUUCUUGUUUGCGGGGGAGAUGGUACAGUUGGUUGGGUUCUGGAUGUCAUCGACAAGCAAAAUUUUGUCUCUCCUCCUCCAGUUGCAAUUCUUCCGGCAGGUACAGGGAAUGAUCUAUCCAGGGUUUUGUCCUGGGGAGGUGGCCUAGGUUCAGUAGAGAGACAAGGAGGGCUCUGUACGGUGUUGCAGCACAUAGAGCAUGCUGCAGUUACCAUUCUUGAUCGCUGGAAGAUAACAAUCAGAAACCAACAAGGGAAGCAACUCCAAGCUCCAAAGUUCAUGAACAACUAUCUAGGAAUUGGGUGUGAUGCGAAGGUUGCUUUGGAUAUUCAUAAUUUGCGGGAAGAGAACCCAGAGAAGUUCUAUAACCAGUUCAUGAAUAAGGUGCUCUAUGCAAGAGAAGGUGCAAAGAGUAUCAUGGAUAGGACGUUUGCAGACUUCCCCUGGCAAGUUCGUGUGGAGGUGGAUGGGGUUGAGAUAGAGGUCCCUGAGGAUGCAGAAGGCGUACUUGUAGCUAACAUUGGAAGCUACAUGGGUGGAGUAGAUCUUUGGCAAAAUGAGGACGAAAAUUAUGAUAAUUUUGAUCCACAAUCUAUGCAUGACAAGGUGCUAGAGGUUGUCAGCAUAUCUGGAAUGUGGCAUCUUGGAAAACUUCAGGUGGGGCUUUCUCGAGCUCGAAGACUUGCACAAGGGCAAUCAAUCAAGAUCCAGCUCUUUGCUGCCUUACCAGUUCAAGUAGAUGGAGAGCCCUGGUUUCAAGAACCAUGCACAUUAGCCAUAUCGCAUCAUGGCCAGGCAUUUAUGUUGAGGAGGGCAUCUGAGGAACCUCUUGGUCAUGCUGCCGCCAUAAUCACAGAUGUGCUUGAGAAUGCUGAAACCAGCCACAUAAUCACUGCCUCCCAGAAGCGAGCCCUUCUUCAGGAAAUGGCGUUGAGGCUCACCUAGAUAGCAGGUUUCGUACGGUAGAAUCAUAUAUCUCACCAAAGCGUCGGUGUGUUCAGGUGUGAUUGCGAUUUUGCCCAAAUUAAUUCAUUCCAUUAUGUCCUCGCAUGCCUCUGCUUUGAAUGGAAAGUCCAUCAAAUGGAACUUUUUGCUUCUGACCGAAGCAUGUACGCUCAUGCAUACAUCUGUACAUACAAAAUGAAAGAAAAUACAGAUUUGAAGGAGUUUCUGUUCAAA